Aspergillus aculeatinus CBS 121060 is the source of this 1485-nucleotide messenger RNA. Its product is annotated as short-chain dehydrogenase. Bases 280 to 1341 code for a protein of 353 amino acids. Lineage: Eukaryota; Fungi; Ascomycota; Eurotiomycetes; Eurotiales; Aspergillaceae. The record is from RefSeq and is a predicted model, not a curated record. The transcript has a single exon.
UCCUACCUGAAUUCCCAACUCUACCCAAUUCACACAACUCUGUCUCUGUCCUCGAACCCUCUCAACUCGGAGGUUUCAUCGUCCCUGUCGGGAAUAACUCGGGAAUUGUGUUGUCUGUCUCCGAGACGUACGGAGUAAUUGUAACCCUAACCACCCCAGACCACAGACAGACUACUUCGCCCCCCCACCCACCAUGAAUCAACAAAGGAACAACCCAAACUUCCAUCUCAACCCAACUCAGCCCAAACUCACCCUUCCUAAUCAGCUUUCAGCACAAACAUGACACUCCAUCGCUACGCUCCCCUCCACACCAACCCCCAGGGCCUCAACGACGCCCGCCCCACCGCCACCCAGAUCCUCGCCGAUCAAAACCUCCUCGACACGGACGCCUGGAGAGGCAAAACCAUCCUCAUCACCGGCGGCACCGCAGGACUCGGCGCCGAGUCCGCGCGCGUGCUGCACCGCACGGGGGCCAAGAUCUUCAUCACGGGGCGGGACGUGGCGAAGGGCGAGCGGCUCGCGCGGGAGAUCUCCGCUGCGAGCCCUGAUCCCUCAGCCCCGGCCAUCGAGGUCAUCCACAUGGACUACUACAGCCUGCAGAGCGUGCGCGAUGGGGCGGACGAGUUUCUCCGCCGCAGCGGGGGGAAGCUGCAUGUCCUGCUGGCGAACGCGGGGGUGGUGGCGUCGCCGCGGCGCACCACGGAUGACGGGUUCGAGGGGGUCUUUGGCGUGAACUACCUCGCGGGGUUCCUGCUGGUGCAGCUGCUGACUCCGGCGCUGGUGGCGUCAGCUACAUCUGAUUUCUGCUCCCGACUCGUGGUGGUGGCAAGCGCGGGCCAUCGAGCCAAGAAUAUCGAUCCGGAGGAUUACAACGGACUGGUCGGCGAGUAUAAUGCCUCCAAGGCGUAUGCACAGAGCAAGACGGCGACGAUCCUCAUGGCCAAUGAGUUCGAGCGCCGGUAUGCGGGGCGUGGUGUACAUGCGCUGAGUCUGAAUCCGGGAAUUAUCAUGGAUACCGAGAUCUCGCGUGGCUUGCCGGGGUCGUCGUCUGGAAGGCGGGAGCAGUACUACACGAUGGAGCCGUUGUUGGCGAAGAUGGAGAAGAGCGUCGAGCAGGGGGCGGCGACACAGGUCUGGGCGGCGGUGGCUAGCGAGUUGGAGGGCAAGGGGGGGUUGUAUCUGGAUGAUGUGCAGGUUGCCGACGAGGCCGAUGAGGCGUCGCGCGGGCAGUUUGCAUUGCCGGGAUGGGCGAGUUGGAUUUGGGAUGAGGCGAUGGCGGCGAGGCUGUGGGAGGAUAGUUUGAGGAUGGUGGGGUUGGAUGAGCAAGUGGAUGUGUCUUAGGGUUGCCAUGCUGUAUCAGUGGUGAGCCUUGUUAAGUACUGAUCGGACUUGUUUGUACUCUGCGAGGGAUUGACCAUUGGAUUUAUUGUAUGAUCUUGUUGAAGGUUAUGGAUAUACUUGUCGGGAUUGAGAUCUAUAAGUUGC